Molecule: messenger RNA, 1700 nt
Organism: Olea europaea var. sylvestris
Lineage: Eukaryota; Viridiplantae; Streptophyta; Magnoliopsida; Lamiales; Oleaceae
Exons: 8
Coding region: 142-1452 (436 amino acids)
Source: RefSeq, a predicted model, not a curated record
AGUUUUGCUACAUAUAUAAUUUUCGAUGCUAAAAUACCAACAUGUUGGAAAAUGAAUUUGGAUUAAAAUAAAUUUUGAAAAAUGAGGCGCAUAGUGUUAUUUGAUUAACUCGUCUCCUUUACCCAGUGCUUCAAGUUUUCCAUGACGAAUUCUUCUUCAUCGGCUCUUCUUCACAGCCUCGUCCAAUUAUCACAAACCCUUAAAUUGAAACUCUCCGAAACCCCGUACAAUCCACCAGAAGGUUCCCCGAAUGUCGCCAUCAAAUCCACUCUGCAGGAUCUUCUACCAAAUCCCAAUAUUUCGGAAGCCGAUUUCCGAACCCACGUCAAAGACUUCGUAUUAUGCUGUGCUUCACUAGCUUCUGCUUUGAACUCCUCCACCGAACACCUUUCGUGGAUCCCGAAUUCACUCUCGUUUUCUGCACUUUCCGCAUUGGAAGAUUUUGCCAAUGCUUAUUAUAAUUCUAGCAACGUGAAGGAUUCAAUUAAGAUUGGUGAAUUGGAGUUGGAUUUGAGGUUCUUGGGGAGUGCCAAGAGGCUGGUGAUCGAGUUGAUAUCAGAAGUUCUGCCUUUGUUAAAAGAUAAGAUUAAGGAAAGUGCAAUAGAUGCAUCUGAUGAUGGUGAUGGAAUUUCAGCUGCUAGUGCUAAGGCCCCAGUAGCUUAUGCAAUUGUUGCUGCCUAUCAGUUUCGAUGGUUUGUUACACAGGUGGAUGGUCUUAUUUUGGGGAAGUUGUGUCCUUUGGUGGUUCCUUGUGCUUUGACAGCUCUUGAUCACUGGUCUCAAGAAGUCAAGCUUCCUUUUCAGGGCCAAGGCAUGAUUAGCUUUAUACAUCUUGGAAAAAUUGUAAAUGCUGCUGAUUUUGGUAGCUAUGUGGAUGUAAUCCUUGAUGCUUGCUGCCAAAAUGUGGCUUCAGAUGAUGAGAUAUGGGACUAUGUGGUGGAGAUGUCAGUGCUUCUCGUCACUUCAACUCAGAGAAAUAAUCCUCGCAGUCAAUGGUUUGAAAAACUGCUCAAUGAGAUGUUAAAUCACUUAGAACGGCAACCAAGAAAUAAGCAGCGUCGUACUGCAUGGCUGACGCACAUUGAGCCACUUUUCAAAGUUCUAGGUCUCCUACUGCUUGCUCAUUUCAGGCGUCUCUUUCCUCUUUUCUUUAAGUGGAUGCAUGCUGAUGAUGAUGAAACAGUUUUGCUGGUUCUGGAGCGGACCAAAACCGUUCUAAGAGUAACAUGGAUAAGAAAUUCACCGUUUAUUGAAAGAUUUGUGGACGAGCUUAUCACUCUGUACAAAGAGGCAGCACUGAAGGUUAAUCGGGAACCUAUUAGAUCACUAGUUCUUCAAAUACUGGCCCUGAUACAGCAUUCAAAUGGUUCACAGUUCGAUGCCACUUGGAAAAAGUACAAGGAUGAUCCAGACCUGAUCUCUCUCUCUGGCCAUUUUCAACACAAGAGAUAAUGCAGUGGUAACACACUGCGUUUUAUCACAAACAAAUUGAUCUAUGUAGUCAAGAGAGUUUUUAUUGUCUCACUAUCAUUCUAGGGGAGACACUUGUGCAUUUAAAGGUUCAUAGAGACGAAGUUAUAACCAAACCUAAAUAAUCAUUAUACAAUCGUUUUUUAUUUUUUUUUAUUUUUUUGAGAUAAGAAUAAUCAUCGUACAAUUGUUUCGUUAACUUUACCAAAAUAUUUACCAUUAUUUCUGUA